Messenger RNA from Xenia sp. Carnegie-2017, 548 nucleotides. RefSeq lists its product as uncharacterized. Bases 39 to 548 code for a protein of 169 amino acids. NCBI's taxonomy places the organism in Eukaryota, Metazoa, Cnidaria, Anthozoa, Malacalcyonacea, Xeniidae. The transcript has 7 exons. The record is from RefSeq and is a predicted model, not a curated record.
UACUUGUGAUUACGUAUUUAUUGUAUAGAUCGAGUAAGAUGGAAGCGAUGGGUUUGCCUCAAGGCUAUGAUGCCAGUGAGCCAGGAAAUAUCUUUGAGGCGCUUAGUACGGAUCCUGACAGGUUGAAACUUGAUGCCUUCCUGUACGGAAUUUCCCAUCAACAUCAUUUAGCACUAGAGCGCACCAGACAAACGAAUACGGAAACUGCAGGCAAGAAAAUUGUGUCUGAAAUUCAUAAUUUCCUGGAAGAAGAUGUUGACUUGAAAGAUACACACUUCAUGUGUAUUGCUGGGGCACUUAGUGCAUCGUUGGAGGUGUGGUGUCCUAAGAGAACUUGGAAUGGAGAAAAUGAGAGAGUUGCUUGUUUCGAUGGUAUAAGCAUUUACAAAAGAGAUUUGAAUACACUAAAUGAUAACAGUUGGGUAUGCGACACCAUCGUAGACGUUCUGUUAAGGUACUACUGUAAAUUAGCAGAAAAAAGAAAUAGGAGAAAGACCGCUGAGAUUAUCAGGAUGUUUCAUUUCAAGAGUGGGGAUGUACACACCUGA